Molecule: messenger RNA, 2112 nt
Organism: Xenopus laevis (African clawed frog)
Lineage: Eukaryota; Metazoa; Chordata; Amphibia; Anura; Pipidae
Exons: 2
Coding region: 657-1628 (323 amino acids)
Source: RefSeq, a predicted model, not a curated record
GGACAGUGAAAUUUAAAGACAUGGCAGCUCCUGAUUCAAAGUAGUUCAGGGGUUUCAGUUCCCUGAAUUCAGCAUUGGAGCCAGAGAGAAGUAACAAUUAAGAAUUUAAUAUUGAGACAAAGUAAAGUAAGAUUUCCUGUCUAUGACACUUAUGUUGCAAAGUUUGUUUAUAAAGGUUUUAACACAUUGUAUCACUGUUUUGAAGAAAUAUCUACUUAUUUAUUACCUGUUACUAUAUAGCACUUUUUGCAAAUUCACUUUCUGUACGAUAAUUCAUGAAUAUGGAAAACGCAACCUGACAUGGAAAGUUAAUUGAUAUGGAAAUAAGUUCACUGUGAUUUAUGGGUAAUGUGGAGGUGGGAUGUUGUGACUCCUCCCUGUGGUGGGUAUUUAAGCACGUUUUAGACACUGUUAAUUAAUGGCUUGACAAAGGGCCUGCGUAGCCCGAAACGUUGCCUAUUGCAUCUAAGUAAAGGUUUGCAAAUUUUCACAAAUACCGGAGUGCUGCUGCUUUAUUCACUACAUGUAUGCGUUGCCCUGGCAGGGGGUACGGCGUGCACCCGGGGCUACAAAGAGCUUAAUCCGCUUUUGAAGCACACCUUAUCUACAUUUACUGGAUUCUAUACUGCUGGUGGUGCUCAAGUGGUUUUUCAAAGAUGACUCAACAAACACAAUUGGAACAUCAAGCGCUUACUUUUACAUACAAUGAGGAACAGGCUGCCCGGAUAAUUGGAUCCAAUACAGGUAGCAAUACAUUUUUACUCUCUUUACCUAACUCAGAUGUGAUUAAGGAAUAUGAAAAAGAAAGCCGAAAGUUAAUUGGCCUGGACUUACAUGCUAUCACAUUGACUGAGUAUUAUCGGGCUGGGCGCAUUCCCAGGGGUUUGAGAGUUAAUUUACGUCCCACUAUAUUCAAUGACAAUGAGGAAUUCACACAGAAAUAUGAACAAAUUGUGAACAAAUGCUCAUUCGAUAUUAUCCUCCUAAACAUUGAAUUUUUGCAGAAGGAAAUCGCUAAUACUAAACAGCGUUUACAGAUUGCUGAGGGUGAACUAAAGAAACUGGUUCCGAGUGCAGACCAGCGUGACUGUUUGUCCGAUAUUCAAGAUCACCUUUCUAAGCAUCGAGCGGCAAUCGAGGAACGGAAACGACAUAAGUUUCUGAGGGAUGAAGCGGAUUACACUGCAGGUCGGGUGUCCAAAUGGCAGAGAGGUUCCGGCAUGUCUGAGACGCCAAGGCGUCCAUUUUUUCCCCGUGAGUAUAGGCCCACGCGCCCAUCAGAAAGAAGAGAACAGCGUGCAUACUCACCUGAUAGGAGGGGUUAUCGGCAGACGCAUUCGCCAGAUAGAGUGGAGCAGUGGACAGCGUAUCCUAUGGAUAGGAGAGAAGAACAGACGCCCUGGCGAGGCUACCGAAGGAAUGAGAGAGAUGAUGACACACGUGUUCCUCUGCCGAUCGGUGGCUAUGGCGGAUCUACUUCAGACGCAUCGUCGUCCUCUUCUUUUUUAGGGUACAGCACAGGACAAUCCACAAGAAAAAAAGGAGGGGCGGCAGGAGACAUCGGAGGAUACCAGGAACGGAGGGAGCAACCGUAUCGGAAGGCACGGACUCACAAAAAACGACAGUGAAAUUUAAAGACAUGGCAGCUCCUGAUUCAAAGUAGUUCAGGGGUUUCAGUUCCCUGAAUUCAGCAUUGGAGCCAGAGAGAAGUAACAAUUAAGAAUUUAAUAUUGAGACAAAGUAAAGUAAGAUUUCCUGUCUAUGACACUUAUGUUGCAAAGUUUGUUUAUAAAGGUUUUAACACAUUGUAUCACUGUUUUGAAGAAAUAUCUACUUAUUUAUUACCUGUUACUAUAUAGCACUUUUUGCAAAUUCACUUUCUGUACGAUAAUUCAUGAAUAUGGAAAACGCAACCUGACAUGGAAAGUUAAUUGAUAUGGAAAUAAGUUCACUGUGAUUUAUGGGUAAUGUGGAGGUGGGAUGUUGUGACUCCUCCCUGUGGUGGGUAUUUAAGCACGUUUUAGACACUGUUAAUUAAUGGCUUGACAAAGGGCCUGCGUAGCCCGAAACGUUGCCUAUUGCAUCUAAGUAAAGGUUUGCAAAUUUUCACAA